Molecule: messenger RNA, 687 nt
Organism: Triticum aestivum (bread wheat)
Lineage: Eukaryota; Viridiplantae; Streptophyta; Magnoliopsida; Poales; Poaceae
Product: anther-specific protein BCP1
Exons: 1
Coding region: 7-576 (189 amino acids)
Source: RefSeq, a predicted model, not a curated record
CGCGCCAUGGUACACUCUGUCGGCCUCGUCGUCGUCCUCCUCGCCGCGUCCGCCGUCGUGGCGCUCGCCGCCCAGGCUCCGGCUCCGGCGGCCUCCGCGAAGUCCGGUUCAGCUGCAGCACCCCCAAAGGCCUCGGCAAAGGCUCCGGCUGCGGUCCCCGAAAAGAGCGCGAAAGCUUCAACGGCGGCGGCCGCAACGUCCACGGCUACACCCAAGGCUGCACCGCCCAAGGCGCCCGCGAAGGGGUCUGGCGCCGAGUCGCCGAGCAAAGGCGCCAUGCCGUCCAAGGCCCCGGCCAGCUCGUCCGAAGCCGAAGCCGCCGAGUCUCCAGACGGCGGCGCCACCGACGAGGAUGAUUCAUCCGCCGCGACGCCGUCUUCCUCGUUGUCGGACGAUGACUCCGACGACUCCGACAGCCCGCCAGGGCCCGCCAGCUCGCCAGACUCAGACUCGCCAGCUGACUCGCCUGACCCCGCCGCAGACGACGAGGAGAGCGGCAGCGUCGGCGUGAGGAGUGGCGUGGUGGCUUCCGUCGUGGCCGUGGCCACCUCAGCCUCCGUCGUGCUUUUAUUUUAGAACAUCGUAGCGAUGUCAAAUGUACUACUUAGGUUGUAGACAUAAACUUUUUUGGCAAUUUGUACUCAGUUUUGGGUGAAAUUUCAGGCGCGGGUGAGUAAUUAUGUGGCA